AUGAUCACCACCUUCCCUGCUCCAAGACCUCACUUACAACACCAUAUCUGCUGCUUCCAACCACGGCCCUCUGAAGAUGCUCUGGAGCAACGCCUCCUAUUAGACUCCAUUGCUUGGCCUGAAACUCCAUCCUUGCCAGAUCCUCUUUCCCUGGAGCAGACCACCGAUCCUGCCCACAGCACCUUCACUAUUCUCCCAGAGGAGGGUGGGCAACAGUGGCAUGUAGGGGAUCAGCUGGAAGUUAUGAUCAAAACGUAUGACUUCAAGGGCCGUCCUAAGAAAUCUGGGGGAGAUGUCUUACUCGCCCGUCUGCACAACCAAGUACUUGGUGCAGGUGUGGCUGGACAAGUGCUGGAUCAUCUCAAUGGCUCCUACUCUGCUGUAUUUUCUUUACUCUGGGAGGGAAGCGCACAGGUUGAGGUGACACUGGUUCACCCCAGUGAGGCUGUCACAGUGCUGCAAAGGUUGACCAGAGAACAGCCAGAUAGGGUUUAUUUCAAGAGCGUCUUUCGCUCAGGCUUACUGUCUAAAACUACCACCUGUAAUGUCUUCCUGCGUCCAACCCAGCAGCCACUGUGCAACUACACUGACCUCCACACAGGUGAUCCGUGGUUCUGCUACAAGCCAAAGAAGCUGAGCUGUGAUACCAGGAUCAAGCACUCCAAGGGAGGAUUCAAUCAAAAACUCAAGGCAAAGGAGGAAAUGCUCUUUAAAAGUGGUGUCAACAUGAAAGUCUCCAUUAACGCUUCAGGAUCAGCCAAUGCCAACGUGUUGCCAAAAAUGAAAGGUCAACCAGAGGUAAAGAGCAGCAGUGUGAAGUCUGGCCCUUCUGGCUAUUACUAUCAGGAUGUGUGGCGGGCCCUAGAUGGCACCACAGUCCACCAGUUCAACACAUCCUCUGCUAUAAGUCAGUGUCUGAAAGGCAAGGUGGUCCACCUGUAUGGAGACUCUACCAUCAGGCAGUGGUUUGAACACCUCAAUGCAGCACUACCAGAUCUCAAGGAGUUUAACCUGCACAACCUGAAGCAAGUUGGUCCCUUCAUGGUCUUAGACUAUGCAAACAACAUUUUGGUGACAUACCGCUGCCACGGUCCCCCUAUCCGUUUUACCAACGUCCCAACCAAUGAGCUGCGCUACAUUGCCAAUGAACUAGAUGAUUUAGUUGGAGGCAUCAAUACUGUUGUCGUUCUUGGCAUCUGGGCACACUUCAGCACCUUCCCCAUUGAGCUCUACAUCCAGCGGCUGCAGAGUAUCCGCAGGGCGGUGCUGCGGCUGCUGGACAGGGCUCCAGGUACGCUGGUUAUCAUCCGGACAGCAAAUCUCAAAGCAUUGUCGCUUUAUGAGGCGCUCACCAACAGUGACUGGUACUCGCUGCAGCAUGAAAAGGUGCUCAGGGCCAUGUUCAGAGGACUGAAUGUCCAUCUGGUGGACGCCUGGGAGAUGGUCUUGGCCUACCACCUGCCUCACAGCCUCCAUCCACAACCUCCCAUUAUUAAGAAUAUGAUCGACGUCCUCUUGUCCUACAUAUGCCCUCAAAAUGGCGGCUAGAUGUGUGUUUGUUAGGAGAAAGGAGUGGGAAUUCAAGUACUUGUGCUGAGUUUACAUGUUAUCUCUGUGUUUUCGCCAGGUGCUGAAAG
Thunnus maccoyii (southern bluefin tuna) is the source of this 1637-nucleotide messenger RNA. RefSeq names its product NXPE family member 3-like. NCBI's taxonomy places the organism in Eukaryota, Metazoa, Chordata, Actinopteri, Scombriformes, Scombridae. The transcript has 5 exons. The coding region runs from base 1 to 1548 and encodes 515 amino acids. The record is from RefSeq and is a predicted model, not a curated record.